Messenger RNA from Salvia splendens (bonfire salvia), 1337 nucleotides. RefSeq lists its product as uncharacterized. The transcript is spliced from 3 exons. The record is from RefSeq and is a predicted model, not a curated record. Bases 150 to 860 code for a protein of 236 amino acids. Lineage: Eukaryota; Viridiplantae; Streptophyta; Magnoliopsida; Lamiales; Lamiaceae.
AACAAAUAUAUAUGAAAAGAUAUGCAAAACCUUAAUAUAUCUACCACCACCACCCGCCGCCGGUUGUCCCCCCAAAGCUCCCCUCGCGCCAGCCCUCCUCCUCCCAGCACAACAGCGGAUCUGCUAGAUCCGGCCCCAAUUCCGGCCAAAUGGGGAAGAAUUCGGGGCCUAUGAGCAAGAAGUCCUCGUCCUCUUCCUUCUCCGGGCCGAUGACGCCGAUUCAGCCCAUCGGCCUCAUCACCUCGGGCCCGCUCAGCUCGAACCGGAGGUCGGGGCAGCUGGACGCACCGGGGGCGCCGAGCUCGUUCAAAAAGGCGGCUUACGGCUCCGCAGUCACGAGCCUAGGCGACGAGGUGAAAUUAGGGUUUAAGGUUUCGAAGGUGGCAAUGUGGAUGUUUUUAGUGGUGGUGGUGAUGGGGCUGGUGGUCGGGGUGUUUCUCAUGGCGUCCGUCAAGAAGCCGGUCAUUCUGGUGGCGGUGGUGGCGUUAUUGGUGCCGAUUGUCGUCAUUUUUGUGUGGAAUUACGCCUACAGGAAUCGCGGCGUGUUGGGAUUCUUAAACAAGUAUCCAGAUGCUGAGCUCAGGGGCGCCGUUGAUGGGCAGUUCGUCACGGUCACCGGGGUCGUCACUUGUGGCAGCAUACCCCUUGAAACUUCUUUCCAGAAGGUACAAAGGUGUGUGUAUGCGUCCUCAGAAUUAUAUGAAUAUAGAGGCUGUGGUGUAAAACCAGCUAAUCCCAAACAAAGAUGGUUCUCUUGGGCAUGCACAUACUCGGAGAUAUAUAAAAGAAGCAAGUACCGUGAGUGUUAUGGGAAUGGUUCGACGACUGGACAACGUGCUCAUGAUCGUCCCACCUUCUGAGCCGGUCUCAACCGGUUGUCGCUGGCCAUGCUGCCUUCUGCCGACAUACAUUGAAGGCCUUACUUUGACUUGUGAUGAAAGUCAAAAUGCAGACGUGAUCCCUGUGUAAAUGAAGCGUCUUUUUGUCUUUGGUUUUUGGCAAACAAACACGAGGACAGUGGUGUAUGAGAUGUAAUGAAGAUCAAGCGGAGAUCCACUGUGUAUAGUUUUUGUUGAUGAAGAAGGUGUGAAGUCUAUAAGCAUGGUAGAUAUACAAUACACAUGAUGGAGAUGGGAAAAGUUCCCUACGAGCAGGUGGGCUUCUUUGAUUGAUAUGAGUGUAUAGAAGCCAUCAAUCUGGGUUAAGCUUUGUAUAUUCUCCAUUUCUUCUUUCACUCCAUCAAUGUCAAAUGUGAAUUAAUGUGUUGUCACUCAUAUUUUGUUUUUAUAAGUAUUAUGUUAAUAUCAGAUUGUUUAAUUCAGCCUCAUUUUUUCUGA